Molecule: messenger RNA, 5862 nt
Organism: Coregonus clupeaformis (lake whitefish)
Lineage: Eukaryota; Metazoa; Chordata; Actinopteri; Salmoniformes; Salmonidae
Product: immunoglobulin-like and fibronectin type III domain-containing protein 1
Exons: 25
Coding region: 134-4549 (1471 amino acids)
Molecular function (GO): protein binding
Source: RefSeq, a predicted model, not a curated record
GCCACCUAGCAAACUUGGAGCAGGCACUCAAAUAUCAGAGUAGUCACAUUGCUGCUUGAAAGGAGCAUAGCUGAGAGCACUGAGGACUGUGAGCAGAGCCUUCUGAGUUGAGCGAACUCUAAAAGAUACCAAGAUGUGGAAGAAGUCAAAAGUGACAGAUAAAUCUGCCGAAGGGCAGAAGGGCAAGAAAUUCAGAUCGAAAGUCCCUGGGGUUAUGAUCACACAGUACGUGGAGGAAAUACCAGAGGGAAAGAGCCACCCAGACUUCACCCGCAAGCCCAUCGCUUUGACUAUUCAGGAGGGCAAGUGUGGGAUGUUCAAAGCCAUUGUGAUGGGUGAACCUGCACCCAAAGUGACAUGGAACCGAGCAAAUGGAAACAUAGACGAUCCAGAGAAGUUCAAGAGCAAGUAUGAUGAGGCAUCUAAUGAACACACCCUAGAGAUUCCUAAAGUAUGUACAGAGGAUGCCGACACCUACAAAUGCUUUGCAACAAAUGAGUAUGGAGAGGCUGUUUGCACUAUCCAGCUGAAUGUCAUUGAAGUUGGAUUCAAAAAGAAGAAAGCAAUAGCAAAGUCAAAAGAAGAACUAGAGGCAUCCAAACCUGUGGCCUUUAGAAAAAUGUUAAAGAAACGUGGAGAAGUCCGUGAGCAAAAGCCACUCGAAUCUGAUGAGAAAGUUUGGGAGAUCCUGAUGUGUGCCGACAAGAAAGAUUAUGAGCACAUCUGCGCUGAGUAUGGCAUCACUAAUUUCCGUGGGAUGCUGACAAGACUGGCUGAAAUGAAAAGAGAGAGAGAGGAGGAGCAGGCACAGUUUAUUGAACAUAUCAGUUCACUCAAACACAUCGAGGUCAAUGCAGAUGAAAAUGCAACAUUUGAAAUUGACAUGGAUCUUAAGGAUCCCAGCAGCAGGAUUUUCCUCUACAAGGAUGGUGUUAUGGUUCCUUACACUAAAGAAAUGGAAGAAGAAACGAAGCACCAACUGAAACGAGUUGGCAAAAAGUAUGUUUUCACAAUCAAAAAUCUAGACCCGGCGGAUGCUGGUCUCUACUCUGUGGAUGUAGAGGGAGUUAAUGUCUUCUCCACUGAUUUCAAAAUCCCACCUGUCAAUUUUGCUGUCAAAAUUCAGGAGGUGAAGGCAGAAGAAAGACAAGAUGCCCUCUUUCAGUGCGUCUUAACGGGACCUAUGGAUGAGAUUCAUUGGAUGGGCAAGAAUGCCCCGAUACAAAAUAACGACAAAUUUGAAAUCACAGUGUCUGAAGACAAGCUCAUCCACAAGUUGUUAGUGAAGGAUUGUCAGCCUUUGGACGCUGGUAUCUAUGCAGCUGUGGCAGGUAUCCAUUCUUGUAAUGCCUGGCUUGUGGUGGAAGUUGAUCAGGACCCUGCAAAUAAAGGCAAGAAAAUAGCUCGCAAAACAACCCAGGCUGGAGGAGGUGAUGUGGAUCUGGAGAAAAUAGCAAAGGAGCAGGCGGAAAAAUACAAGAACGACAUGGAAGAGAGGAUGGCGGAAGCAAAGAUAAAGGCUGCCGAGAGAGGGGCCGCUGACGCAGCCGCCCGGGCCGAGAAAGAGGCUGCUGAAGCAGCCGCCAAGACGGCCAGAAAGGCCGCUAGGGCUGUGGAAGCUAAGGCAGGAAAAAAAGCUGCUAAGUUGAAGGCCAAGGCAAAGAAGGAUGCCUCAGGUGAUGUGGCUGCAGGUGAUGGGGCAGCAGCACGGGCAGAGGGAGAUGCUGCAGCUGGAGAGGCAGAAGAAGACAUAGUGAUAAGCAUGGAUGAGUCUGAUGAGGAAGAGGAGGCCACAAGAACAAAGCGUGUGAGAAGUGGCCCAUUUGUUCCAGACACGGUCAUAGAUGAUGAUGAGGAGGCUCCAAAUGAGCAACCAGAGAAACGUCGUAAACGUACAAGGCAAGGACCACUGCUCAAGGAAGAGAAUGUUGGAAAAACAAAUAGUGAUGGCCCAGCCACAGAUGCAAAAGCCAAAAACAGAAAGGCAAAGAGCGGAGGUGGCGCCGGGCCAGCAGGCAGUGGUGUGUCUGCUGAUAUUGGUGAGGCUGCAAGUGCCGAUGAGGCUUCAAGUGCAGAUGAGACCGACGAGCCAGCAGAAGCUGCUAAGCGUGGCAAGCGCACAGGCCGCACAAGGCCAGGCGUUAUACUUCAGGAGACGGUCGUUGACCCUGGCGUUCACUUCAAUCUUGGGCUUUCUGACUUCACCGCCAUUGUGGGAGACCCAGCUGAAAUUGUCUGUAAGAUGAGCAAGGAAAAUGUUGAUGGGGUAUGGUACAAGGAUGGAGAGGAGAUUGAACCCGAUGAUGUUCUUACCAUGUCUAAAGAUGGAUGCUUCCAAUAUCUCAAAAUCAGCAAAAUCUCAGAGGACUAUGCUGGAAAAUACAAAUUUGAAGCAGAUGGCCGUAAAACAGAGGCCAUGAUUGUUGUUGAAGAUCCACCUAGAUUCGACCCAGAGGGAUUGAAAGAGUUUAUGGUUCCGAUCAUUAUUAAAAAAGGUCAAAAAGCCACUUUCAAGAUAUCAUUUGUGGGUCGGGAUCCAAUGAAGAUCCAAUGGUAUCAUGAGGGCGAGGAGCUCUCAGACAACACAAACAUCAAGAUAGAGCAUGCAGAGGGUCAGAGUCGCCUGCUUCUCAACAAGUUACAGCGCAAAGACACUGGGGAAAUCAAGAUCAAACUCAAAAAUGAUUUUGGAACUUCUGAGGCCUUUGCGAAGGUCGUUAUAUAUGACAAGCCCACCCCUCCAAUGGGACCUCUGGAGAUUAUUGAAGCCUCUCAAAAUGCCAUUGAUAUCAAGUGGAGGCCCCCGAAGGAUGAUGGUGGCUGUAAGAUAGUAAACUACAUCCUGGAACGUCAACAGAUAGGCCGCAACACGUGGAAGAAACUGGGUCCGAUCGGUCCAGAGGCCCGCUACAAAGACACUGAUGUGGACCAUGGCAGGAAGUACUGUUACAAAAUCAUGGCCGACACUGAGAUGGGCACCAGUGAGUUGAUGGAGACAGAGGAUGUCCAGGCAGGCACAAAAGCAUACCCUGGACCCCCUUCUGCACCUAAAGUGGUUAGCGCCUUCAAGGACUGCAUCACUCUGACAUGGAUUCCCCCUUCUAACACUGGAGGAACCAACAUUCUGGGAUACAACAUGGAGAAACGCAAGAAGGGAAGCAAUCUAUGGAGCCCUGUCCAUCCUGCAGAUGAUAGGAUAAAAGAGAACGAGUUUGGUGUGAAAGACGUAAUAGAGGGUAUGGAAUACGAGUUCCGUGUGGCAGCUAUCAACAACUCUGGAGCUGGUGAAUUUGGCGCUCUGUCUGAGUUUGUGUUUGCCAGGGACCCCAAAAAGCCCCCCGGUAAAGUCCUUGACCUGAAGGUGACAGACUCUACCUACACCACCUUGUCCCUGGGUUGGACUAAACCAAGGGAGGAAGAGGGGGUUGAGGAUGAAGCCAAGGGAUACUUUGUGGAGAUCAGACCAGCAGAAAGCCCAGAGUGGGAUCGCUGUAACACUAACCCCAUCAUCAUGACCUCCUUCACAGUGAAAGGCAUGAAGUCAAUGGCCAUGUAUUGGGUGAGAGUGGUCGCUACCAAUGACGGUGGAGAAGGCAAGCCCCAAGAGCUGGACAACUACAUCCUGGCUAUGCCUCCUCCUGUCAGGCCAAAAUUCACUGAUCAAAAAAUCAAGAGUUUCAUGGUGGUGCAAGCAGGGAAUUCUGCACGAUUCAACAUUAACUUUGAGGCCUCUCCGUGGCCAGAUGUCACUUGGCUGAAGGAUGGCGUACCUGUGUCCAAACGGGUUACCAUCAGCAACACUGAAGGGGCAUCCCAACUUUUGAUUCCUUCUUCAGAGCACUCAGAUACAGGAAUCUACACCAUUCUCAUCAAGAAUAUUGUUGGCCAAGAGACAUUCAGCAUUGAGAUCAGAGUCACAGAUGAGCCCAAGCCUCCAGGUCCUGUGGAGGUAGAUGAGAACGUACAGGGCACAGUGACUGUGUCCUGGACGCCAUCUCCUGAUGAGAAGAGGGACAACAGGCUGCACUACCUGGUGUCUAAGCGCGACUCAAGCAAGAGAACGUGGCACACAGUGGCAGACCGCAUAUUUAACAACAAGUUCACAGCCUGUAACAUCUUGCCUGGCAGAGAGUACCAGUUCCGUGUCUAUGCUAAGAAUGACAUGGGCUCUUCUAAACCCUCUGAAUCACUAAAAUGGGAAAUCAAAGGCAAAAGAGAAAAGUUUGUGCUGCAAAUGCCAGAGUCUAAGACCUGCAACCUAGAACACCCUCCUAAGUUUCUUGUCCCUUUGAAAAUGCACACCACUCCACAAGGUUAUGAGUGCUACAUGAGCUGUGCCGUGAGAGGGGACCCAACACCCCAUGUCACAUGGUUCCGCAAUAAUAUCAGCCUCAACACCAACACCAACUACCUCAUCGCCAACACUUGUGGUGUUUGCUCAAUGCUCAUACUGAGGGUUGGAGCCAAGGACUCUGGAGAGUACACAAUCAUUGCAGAGAACCCCCUUGGCAGGGCAGAGUGCUCCACUAAGCUCACUGUCAAUGAUUAGGUCAGCAUUAAAAAGAAGAUGACCUUGCCUUUACUUUUUUUAAAUAGCUUAACACAAGUCCAGUUUCCUGUUUAGUUUUCUAGUUCUGUGCAGAAAUGACAUUUGGUAUAUUUUCAAGUUAAGUGUUCCCUGUAUCACAUUUAAUUUGAUAAUAUUCUCCAUUUUGGGUGCUGCAUAUGUUUGCAAACUCAGGUUGAGUACCAUACAAUGCAUCACUCUUUGGAUUAAGGAGAGACAAUUAUGUAAUGUAACACCAUAGUCUUCAAUAAUCAAAAGCAGCCUGAAAGCAUGUCAAGAACAGUGUUGUGUUUGUGUUUUUUCCCAUCAAAGUGCAAUAUUGGUAUUGGAAAGCUUUAUGAUUGGCAAUUUAAAUUAUGCAUGUGCAAGGCGGUUCUUGUUUACAGUGGCUUUUGAGUACAUUUGAACUAGAAAAAAAACUGUAUAAACAAGCAGAGUGAGUGAUCACAAUGUAAUCAUUUGCAUGGUUUACUGGCAUAAACAUUCAUGUGAGAACUGCAAAUGUGUGGCUGUGGUUCAUUAACUUCAAAGGUACUUAGUAUAUUGUAUAUUUAAAUAUCCUGCUCAAAGAAGACACUUUUAAGUAGCUUUUGAUUAGUCAUAUAGUGACAGACUCCAAUAGAGUGAAACUACAUGCUCAAAUAUGGGAAACAUUGCUAAUUUGCAGAUUAAAGGUACUUGGUCAUCAUUACAUGCUUACUCUUUCCUGUGGCAUGCAGUUUAACAUCCAAAGUUAUCUUAAGUAACAUACUAACCAGUCUAGGUCCAUCAACAGAAGUGAAAUCUAACCUUUAAAAUGCAGGAUGUAGAGAUGCCUGUACAGUGUUCAGUGUGUGCUGCUGAGAAAAUUAAUUUCAUUAUGACACUUCUAUAACCUCUUUUUAAAAGUGUAUUCUAUAAGAACGAGCCCGGACCAAUGUCAAGCAGGUACCUUCGUUUUUUAUUUAUUUGUAUUUUAUUUCACCUUUAUUUAACCAGGUAGGCCAGUUGAAAACAAGUUCUCAUUUACAACUCCGACCUGGCCAAGAUAAAGCAAAGCAGUGCGAAGGGAGGAGUUAGGUAUCCUCCGUUUUGAGGGAGGAGUUAGCUAUCCAGCAACUCUUGGUUGACUUUGGUACCUCCUUUUCAAGACCUGCAGCACUUGGGCCAAAUACUGUAUAUGUCAGUAAGCCUAUCCCUAGCAGUCACGGUGGGAGGGCACGGGCAGGCUUGCAAAGGGUGUAUUGCCUCUAAAAACAAAGACACCACAGAUGUAUCAGAAGGACUGUGGCUGGAAGGAAAAGAGAGGAGAACAA